Molecule: messenger RNA, 1269 nt
Organism: Cyanidioschyzon merolae strain 10D
Lineage: Eukaryota; Rhodophyta; Bangiophyceae; Cyanidiales; Cyanidiaceae
Product: 3-isopropylmalate dehydrogenase
Exons: 1
Coding region: 1-1269 (422 amino acids)
Biological process (GO): L-leucine biosynthetic process
Cellular component (GO): cytosol
Molecular function (GO): NAD binding; magnesium ion binding; 3-isopropylmalate dehydrogenase activity
Source: RefSeq, a predicted model, not a curated record
AUGUCAUUCAGCGCAACGUGCUUCGUGAAUACCUUUCCAAAAAAUGUCUCUUAUUCAAGGGAGCAGCGUUUCCAGAAACUUGUCAAGAACUGUCCCGCAUCCAGGGCGCCGACGCGGCGGAGAGCUCCUCGCCGGACGUGCCUAGUUGCGAAGGUCGCCCGGCACCGGAUCGCCGUCCUGCCUGGUGACGGCAUCGGGCCAGAGAUUAUGAACGUGACGCUUGAGGUUUUGCGAACGGCCGGGCGGCGCUUUGAUGUCGAGUGGGAGUUUCUCGAGGCACCUAUUGGCGGGGCAGCGAUCGACGCCGCCGGGGACCCGCUCCCAGUAGAGACGCUGUCUCUGUGCCGCCGCGCAGAGGCUGUGCUACUCGCUUGCGUAGGUGGUCCAAAGUGGGAUAAUCUAUCCAGCAAACAGAGGCCCGAAGCUGGCCUGCUGAGGCUGCGAAAAGAGCUAGAAGCGUUUGCAAACCUGCGUCCGGUCAGAACGUUUUCUCAACUGCUUGACGCAUCGCCCUUGAAAAGUGAGCUCGUGGCUGGAGUCGACCUGAUCAUUGUUCGCGAGCUCACCGGUGACGUCUACUUUGGCGAGCCGCGAGGCAUCGAAUUUAUUCCAGAGGGAAAUGGUGAGCGCGAAGCAUUCAACACCAUGCUGUAUCGCGAAUCGGAAAUCGAUCGCGUGGCCAAAGUCGCCUUUGAGUUGGCUAUGACUCGACCGCGACGGAAGCUCUGCUCCGUCGACAAGGCCAAUGUCUUGGAGACAAGCAUGUUGUGGCGCAGCAGAGUAAGUACCAUGGCUGCGUCGUAUCCGGAUGUGGAAUUUUCAAGCAUGUACGUGGACAACGCCGCUAUGCAGUUGGUGCGUUAUCCAAAACAGUUUGACGUCGUCCUUACGGGCAACAUGUUCGGUGACAUUCUUUCCGACGAGGCAAGCAUGAUUUCUGGUUCAUUGGGAAUGCUACCCAGCGCAAGCCUCGGGGACGGCACAUUCCCUGCCAUCUACGAACCCAUUCAUGGUUCUGCCCCGGACAUUGCUGGCCAGAAUAAGGCGAAUCCAAUGGCAUGUAUUUUGUCUGCGACGCUGAUGCUCCGCUACAGCCUCAAUCGACCCGACAUGGCCGAUGCGAUCGAGCUGGCGAUCACGAAUGUUCUGGAUCAGGGCUACCGAACUGCAGAUAUCAUGUCGGCCGGUAAGCGACUAUGCAACUGCUCGGAGAUAGGCGACAAAAUUCUGGAAGCGCUCCAGGAGAGCGCGGUAUCUCGAGUCGCUUGA